Topomyia yanbarensis is the source of this 658-nucleotide messenger RNA. It is a transcript of the gene Arpc5, whose product is annotated as actin-related protein 2/3 complex subunit 5-C. The record is from RefSeq and is a predicted model, not a curated record. Gene Ontology annotation, molecular function: actin filament binding. Gene Ontology annotation, biological process: regulation of actin filament polymerization; Arp2/3 complex-mediated actin nucleation; cell migration. The transcript is spliced from 4 exons. Bases 102 to 563 code for a protein of 153 amino acids. Gene Ontology annotation, cellular component: cytoplasm; Arp2/3 protein complex; actin cytoskeleton. Lineage: Eukaryota; Metazoa; Arthropoda; Insecta; Diptera; Culicidae.
UUUCGCAUUUCUCAUGAUGACAGUUCCUCCUGCUCGUCGAUCGGAUUGUUUAUCAGUUUUGCUGUGAUUCCAACUGGGAUUCUCACCGCGCACACCUGAAAAUGGCAAAAAACACCUCAAGCUCAGCAUUCCGUAAAAUCGACGUUGAUCAGUAUAAUGAAGAUAAUUUCCGGGAGGAUGACGCAGAUCAAGCUUCCAGUGGGAUGAUCGUCCCGGAUGAGAACGAGAUCACAUCACUGCUCAAUCAAGGAAGAAACAUCGAUGCACUGAAGACGGUAUUGCAAAAUGCUCCUCUUUUGUGUAAAAAUCAGCAGGUUAAGGACAACGCAUUAAAUCUUACAUUGAAGGUGCUGCUAUCGAUAAAAUCCUCCCAGAUCGAUGCCGCGAUCGAAUCCCUGGAUGAUCCUGAAUUAUGGGAUGUUCUCAUGAAGUACAUCUAUCGCGGAUUCGAGAUUCCUUCCGAGGGAUCCAGCGGUCAUUUGUUGACUUGGCACGAGAAAGUAUUCGCCAAGGGUGGAGUCGGCAGCAUUGUUCGUGUAUUGUCCGACAGUGCCCGGGCUUAGCCGAUCAAAGUUGUGCAUUUGAGUCCUCUUAGAUUCUUAGUUUGAGAAUAUUUCCCGGAAUAAAAAAACCUUGAGUAUUCUUGUUAUAUUUUAAA